This is a messenger RNA of Sphenostylis stenocarpa, 615 nucleotides long. NCBI's taxonomy places the organism in Eukaryota, Viridiplantae, Streptophyta, Magnoliopsida, Fabales, Fabaceae. The record is from the annotation of a GenBank genome assembly.
AUGCGCCGAGGGAGACCCACCGCCGCUGUUGCUGCCGUCGAUCCCUCGGCGGACCAGGACCCUCCGCCCAAGGAGACGCGCUUUCGCGGCGUCAGGAAGCGCCCCUGGGGGCGAUUCGCGGCGGAGAUUAGAGAUCCGUUGAAAAAACAGCGCGUGUGGCUCGGCACCUUCGAUUCUGCCGAGGAUGCCGCGAGGGCCUACGACGCCGCGGCCCGAUCCUUCCGCGGGCCCAAAGCGAAGACCAAUUUUCCUUUCCCAAACCCCGAGACGGACAACUCCCACUCCCAGAUUCCGCUCUACCAGGCCCACGGGCUCUCCAAGUUCGACGCCGUCCAGGUGAACCGGCCCACCACCAGCGGCAUGAGCAGCACGGUCGAGUCCUUCAGCGGGCCUAGGGUUCCCUCUUCCUCCACUCUCCACCCUCGCAAGCCCAUCGUUAACCCCAUCGUCCCGCCUCUCGACGAUUGCCACAGCGAUUGCGACUCUUCUUCCUCCGUCGUCGACGACGAGGACUGCGUCCUCACCUCCUCGUUCCGGCAACCGCUCCCCUUCGAUCUCAACCUCCCUCCUCCCGGCGCCGACGACGACAUCCCGGCCACUGCGCUUUGCCUCUGA